AUGCGUCUCUCUGUUUUGAACAUUGGCUUGAUAUUGUGGCUUGUGGAUUCAGCAGCGGCUGUGAGAAAGUACAACUUGACAAUCACUAACGAAUGGCGCGCUGCAGAUGGUCAUGGCCGUCCGAUUUUCCUCAUGAACGGCCAAAGCCCGGGCCCUCUGAUCGAGGCGGAAGAGGGUGAGGAGAUCGAGGUGUUUGUCGACAACCAGCUCGCCACGGAAACGACCAUGCACUGGCACGGUGUUUAUCAGGUUGAUAGGCCUUGGAAUGACGGAGUUCCAGGUGUGACUCAAUACUCGAUCCAGCCUCGUGACAACUACACGUACCGCUUCACUGUGCAGCAGCAAUACGGCAGCUACUUCUACCAUGGGCACUUUGGCCCCGCCUUCGCCGAUGGCCAGAGGGGUCCGAUAUGGAUUUCUCCGGCGUCGUCGAGACCGCGGCCCUAUUCACUCGUGUCGCCUUCGCCGGGAGACAUAUCGCACAUGAAACGCGCUGAGGAGAAUCCUAGGCAUGUCGUCAUUAGUGAUUGGAACGCCGAGCCUAUGGAUAUCCUGCUCAUUAUGUAUCGCGAUACGGGCAUUGUGCCGUGGUGUAGUAAUUCUAUCGUGCUGAACGGCAAAGGCAGGACAUAUUGCCACACCAAGGAGCUCUUGGAGGAGGUGGGCGGUGCUGGAAGAAAUACCCUUGGCUGUUUGCUACAGCCCAAGCAGAGCAUGUACACCAACGAACAGACCUGCGAGCCAACAGAGGGGCAGCUUGAAAUCAUCGAGGCCGAGGAUGGAGAAGAGUGGAUUUGGAUCAACUUCAUCCACUCGGGAGCGCACCACGAACUGCAGAUUAGCAUCGAUGAGCACGAGAUGUACGUUGUUGCUGCGGACGGCGAGUUUGUGCAUCCUCAGAAAGUACAUGCUGCCAACUGCAACUUGGGAGAACGCAUCAGCAUUCUAGUUCACCUGGACCGGAAACCGGGCGACUAUGCCAUCAGAAUAACAUCGCUCCGGACGGAACAAAUCAUCCAUGGCCUCGGCAUUCUUCGUUACCCGACCCAGAAUAAGUUGUCUGCUCCCAGCAUUCCCAUCACGAAGCCAUGGGUGUAUCUUAACGGGUCGCUGGUCUCGCCCUCCCUGAAGGCCAUGGAUGAGAUGAAGCUUGUCCCCUACCCGCGUCGACCACCCCCAGCAAAGUCGGACAAUACGAUCAAGUUCUUGGUCAAUAUGACGGGGCCUGGUGCUUGGGCUUUGGGCGUUGGCUCUCACCAAGCAUUUCGCCAACAACUGCCGCCGCUGUUGUGGGAUGAAUCAUCCCGAGGCGGGACAACCUAUGGCAAGAAUCAGCUCCGGAACGGGUCAGUUGUGGACAUCGUCUACGAGAACGGGGCAAACGUCACAUCCCAGCAUCCGUUCCACAAGCACAACAACAAAGCUUGGAUUAUCGGUGUAGGCCAUGGUGGCUUUCCUUGGGCGACAGUCGCAGACGCCAUCGAAGGAGGUGCCGCGAAGAACUUCAACCUCGAGGAUCCUCCGAUCCGAGAUGGGGCUAGGCUUGGAAAUAGCACCGGAGACUGGACGGUUAUCCGCUACGAGAUUGCCUUUCCUGCUGUUAGCAUGUUGCAUUGCCACAUGAUUCAUCACUUUGCGGCGGGGCAGCAAGUAGUCCUCUUGGAGGGGGUAGAAUCGAUGGCCAAAGUCCCCAGUCACGUCAAGAACAGAGUUCAUGCAGACUUUGUCCCGCCAUUACGAUAUGGUCCAUUGGAUUAA
Molecule: messenger RNA, 1758 nt
Organism: Clonostachys rhizophaga
Lineage: Eukaryota; Fungi; Ascomycota; Sordariomycetes; Hypocreales; Bionectriaceae
Source: the annotation of a GenBank genome assembly